UGUUGCGUCAGUCGUUUUGGGUGAGAUGUGAUGAAUUCUGCGGGAAGCAGCCGCAGAUUCUGAAAGCGGAGGUUAAUAAACCAGCGAGGCCUUAACAGCCAUACAGAGUCAGAACCCGCGCAGGGGUCUUUGGUUCUGUGGGUCCCUCCCGUCGCUCGGCCCCGCUCGCUCGCCUCGAACCCCCGACCUGUGAGCGGAGGUCACGUCUCCGGCUCCUCGCGGCGGGCCAGGGAUCAUUUGACUCCCAUCGUCAUCUCCCCUCAUGGUCUAAGUGUGGUCCUGCACCAGAAUGUCCCAGCAUGCUUUGCUCUCUGCGGGGGCCAAGGCGUGGCGCUCCAUCCCCUGCUUUCGCGCUGAGCUUCGGCUGGAUUUAACGCUGGGAUGUGGACAAACCUUCAGAUGGCGUGAGACAGGGAAAGACCACUGGACGGGAGUGAUGGGGGGACGGGUGUGGACACUCACUCAGACGGAGGACACUUUAUGGUACCAUGUGUACAGCAGCCAAGGAGGCCCAGGGCUAGUCAAUGGACAGAAAAGGAAAGCAGGGUUGGGGCCACAGUGCUCAGGAAAGAGGUUAAAAGGAAUGAAGGACGUGAAGGAGGAAGAUGAUGAGCUGGGUCUUGACACUGUGAGCUCUGUGCAGGUGGAGAAAGAGGAGAAGCUUCUGAGAGACUAUUUCCAGUUAAGUGUUAAACUGGUAGACCUGUACAAAGAGUGGAGCAGUGCAGAUCAACACUUCAACCACACAGGCAGCAUCUUCACGGGUGUGCGGAUGUUGCGUCAGGACCCUGUGGAGUGUCUCUUCUCCUUCAUCUGUAGCUCUAACAAUCACAUCUCCCGGAUUCAGGGCAUGGUAGAGCGACUCUGUAACACACUGGGGACGCCGCUCUGCACACUCGAUGACACACACUAUCAUGAUUUCCCCUCCAUACAGGCUCUGGCAGACAGUAAAGUGGAGGCGUGUCUACGGGAUUUAGGCUUUGGCUACCGUGCUCGUUUCCUGCAGCAGAGUGCGAACCUCAUUAUGAGCUCCCAUGGUCCUGACUGGCUCCAUAGUCUCCGCAGCGUCCCCUACCUGCAGGCCAGGGAAGCUCUCCGGACACUCCCUGGUGUUGGCCUCAAGGUAGCUGACUGUGUGUCUUUAAUGUCGCUGGAGAAGUCUGAAGCUGUCCCUGUAGACACACACGUGUGGCAGAUUGCUAAGCGGGACUAUAGCUGUGCUGCUGGAAGCGGACAGAAGACUCUGACUGAUAAGGUCUACAAUGAGAUUGGGGAUUUCUUCCGAAAAUUGUGGGGUCCCUAUGCUGGCUGGGCCCACUCUGUGCUGUUCUGUGCUGACCUAAAGAAGUUCCAGAAUCUGAAGGAAGUGGCCAUAAAAGAGGAAAAAAUAGGUAAAACCAAAAAGACAAGCAGUAAGAAGAAAAAGAUGAUUAAAAAGGAAGAAGAGGGAGGAGAGUGAUGUCAGCAUUCAGCUGUACUCGUUUGCUGGUUGCUCCUUCGUUGUCUGUGCUGGAUGGACAUUAUAGCAAUUUUCUGUUCAGCAGGGAAAAAAACUCAGGAAUGAGUUCAAGCUUUUUGUAUUUCUGUCCAUUUUUGUGAUGAAGUGUUUUAUUCUUUUUAGUAGAGGUUGUAGCUGAUCCUGAAGACGUCUCAGAAUCCAGCCGGUGUCACUGACCUGUCUGCUGUGUCCUUUUUCUGUGUUAUUGUCUUGUCUGCUGUGUCCUUUGUUUUAAAAGGGGUUUCCUCUGCAAGUGAACACUGCCUAAACGUCCUUUAUAUCGGUGAAUGUUUUUAUAACUGUUAAAGGUAAAACUGUAUGUAAAACUGUUGUGUGGGAUCCCUCAGAGAAUUCAUUCCAAAUCUCUUAUUUUUUUUAAACUUCCCAACUAAGGAAGCAGUUCAAAAUGCACUAAAGAAAAUGAUAAAAAAUGAAAAAAGAUGACCAAAAUAUUCAAAGAGCACAAGUUAAUAUUCUUUUAAUAUAAAAAGUAAAAAGCAAAACAAUUUAAAGACAUCAGUGCAAUGAGGAAGAUUGUGAAAGACAAAGUCAUUUCCAGAAUGUGCACUAGGUGGCAAUAAAGAUCAAACAAAUGGCCUCUGCCUGGUCCAAGUAACACCAACCAUAUUUCUUUGAUUGAUCACUGUUCAGACAUUGCCUGAACGUAGCAAACUGGCAGUUAAUAUGUGACAUCCACUGUCAAAAUAACUCUCUGAGCUAAACUCAGUGUACUGGGAACUGCUGCUGACUCUCCUUCAGCAGAGCAGGUUCAGGUGAAAUUGUGGAAAACAAUAAAUGUGUCAAGGAAUUUUGGUAUGAAA
Messenger RNA from Pygocentrus nattereri (red-bellied piranha), 2319 nucleotides. RefSeq names its product 8-oxoguanine DNA glycosylase (gene ogg1). Gene Ontology annotation, molecular function: damaged DNA binding; 8-oxo-7,8-dihydroguanine DNA N-glycosylase activity. The coding region runs from base 290 to 1459 and encodes 389 amino acids. Gene Ontology annotation, cellular component: nucleus. Gene Ontology annotation, biological process: base-excision repair, AP site formation; base-excision repair; nucleotide-excision repair. The transcript is spliced from 8 exons. The record is from RefSeq and is a predicted model, not a curated record. NCBI's taxonomy places the organism in Eukaryota, Metazoa, Chordata, Actinopteri, Characiformes, Serrasalmidae.